Molecule: messenger RNA, 3858 nt
Organism: Eupeodes corollae
Lineage: Eukaryota; Metazoa; Arthropoda; Insecta; Diptera; Syrphidae
Product: probable cationic amino acid transporter
Exons: 13
Coding region: 446-2803 (785 amino acids)
Biological process (GO): amino acid transport; transmembrane transport
Cellular component (GO): plasma membrane
Molecular function (GO): amino acid transmembrane transporter activity
Source: RefSeq, a predicted model, not a curated record
GAGAGAGCUGCUGAUUAUAGGGAAAAUGGCGCUGGAACAGUACUUGUGAAAAUCUUCCUUGUUCGUGAAAAAAAAUAUAUAUUUUUACUUAAUCAAUAACUAAACUAGAUAAAAAUAUUCUCCUCCAUUUUAAGUGUUUUAAGUUUAAUCAAAAAUAUACAAAAAAUAUCUUCAAAUAAAUUAAUUUAUCAAUUAAAAUAAAAUCAAUUUCAAAAUUCCUAUACUCAAAGAAAAAUCAAAUUAAAAACAUCUAUACAUUAUGCAAUUAUAAUUUUAACGAAGAAAAAAUGAUGGAUCUGUGAAGUAUACAUGAAAAAUAUUACCACUCAUAAGGGACAAUUGACUAACGACACUACCGUGAGACCGACGCGACGAGACGAGUGGACUACGACGACGGAAAGAGCACUCCAUUAAGCUAAAGCAGUACCAUUAAACACUAUUAAAGAUGAAGUUUCCAUUUCCAUUGCCAGCUGGAGUUUCAUCUGGAGUUGCGCUUUUUUCGAAAUUGGUCCGCACAAAAGAUCUUAGAAACGUUCCCAAUGAUAGUGCUCGAAAUACAAAACCAAAACUAACAAAAUGCUUAACUACGCUGGAUUUAACAUCAUUGGGUGUGGGAUCUUGUUGUGGAACUGGAAUGUACCUUGUUGCAGGAAUGGUAGCAAAAAAUAUUGCUGGACCAGGUGUAAUAUUAAGUUUUAUCAUAGCAGCAGUUGCAAGUAUAUUUUCAGGUGCUUGUUAUGCUGAGUUCGGAGUUCGAGUGCCAAAUACUUCAGGAUCUGCAUACAUGUAUUCCUAUGUUGCCGUAGGAGAGUUUGUUGCGUUUGUAAUUGGUUGGAAUAUGAUACUUGAGUAUUUAAUAGGUACUAGUGCCUGCGCAUGUGCUUUGAGUUCUAGCUUUGAUUCGUUAUCGGGUGGUCUAAUAGGUCAAACUGUGGCAGACUAUGUUGGAACGAUUUUCGGUAAACCACCGGAUUUUAUUGCAUUUUGUAUCACAAUACUAAUGACAUGCGUACUUGCAACGGGUGCAAGUAAAUCAGUUUUGUUUAACAAUUCGCUCAAUAUUCUUAAUUUGGCUUGCUGGGUGUUUAUAAUAACGGCUGGUCUGUUUUAUGUUGAUACAAGUACUUGGACUGAACAUCAAGGAUUUUUACCAUUUGGUUGGAGUGGGGUUUUUUCAGGAGCUGCAACAUGUUUUUAUGCAUUUAUAGGAUUCGAUAUUAUAGCCACAACAGGAGAAGAAGCACACAGCCCACAAAAAAGCAUUCCAAAAGCAAUAGUUGUCUCAUUGUUAAUUGUUUUAUUCGCAUAUGUCACAAGUAGCCUGAUAUUAACUUUAGUUGUACCUUAUGAUCAAAUAAACACUGGAGCCGCACUAGUACAAAUGUGGUCAUAUGUUGAUGCUCCGAAAUGUCGAGCCAUUGUUGCAGUAGGAGCAACUGGUGGUCUAUUGGUAGCAAUGUUUGGGUCCAUGUUUCCCAUGCCAAGAGUUAUCUAUGCAAUGGCUUCAGAUGGUCUUAUAUUCAAGCAAUUAUCACAUUUGUGGGAAAGAACAAAUGUACCAGGACUGGCAACACUCGGAAGUGGUAUUGCUGCAGCCUUUGUAGCCUUAACAAUUCGACUAGAGAUUUUGGUUGAAAUGAUGUCGAUUGGAACCCUAUUAGCAUACACGCUUGUAUCAACAUGCGUGCUUGUGCUAAGAUAUCAACCUUAUAGUACAUCUCUGGUGGAACUACUUCCUGCUCAAUUGAGAACUCCGAUUCCACCAAGUACUCCCGAUCCAACUGCGGACAAGUCUUCAAAUAAUUUGACCAUCAAACGCAUAACUCGCGGUUCGCCAGACUCAGAUGAUUCAUUUAUCGAUGACAGUCCCGACGGCUAUAUGGGAAGAGAUGAUCAAUUUUUGGUAUCGGAUAGAUCAGAAAACAAAUUUUACGGCAGUGUCCACGGUGCUCCGACGGGUCCGACUGGCAAUGCAACGGCCUUCGAUACAAUCGGUGUUGGCUUGUUAGGUCGAAAGUUGCAGGAGUUCUCCUACAUGUGCCCUGGACUAUUUCCCUGGGUUAAUCCAGGACCGGCAACUUCAGAAAGUGGAAUGUUUGUUACAAAGCUUGUUGGCGUGAUGUUUAUACUUAUAUUCUUCUUGGACCUAUUUGCUGCGAUAGGAUGGUCAGGAAGACUUGCCGGAUUCAGUUUCUCGAUAUUAAUUUUAGGUAUUUUUGUGAUAUUACUAACUAUAUCCAGGCAACCACAAAACAGGUAUGCCCUCGCAUUCCUAACACCGGGACUUCCUUAUAUUCCAGCUAUUGCAAUAACAGUGAACAUCUACUUAAUAUUCAAAUUGAGUAUAUUAACAUUAGUUAGAUUUACUAUUUGGAUGUCCAUAGGUUUGGUUGUAUAUUUUUACUACGGCAUCACACAUAGUUCAUUAGAAAAUGCAUCCGAAGAAAUUGAAUUACGAGUUGAUGAAGCAAAAGAUAACAACUCUGAUGAGAAAGCUGUUUGGGAUCAACAGAACUUCGAACAAAACUACAGUUCACCCGACGUUAUAUGGAACUAUGGCAACACUGAGCUUAACACAACAUCAUCAUGGAAUAGCACAACCCAAAGGAAUACAUCAUCAAACAGCAAUGCCCUUCGGGUGAAAAAGCCACCUCCUCCUAAGCCCCCAGCACCGCCAGCAUCUAAAAGUAAGUCGUCAACUGACCAAACUAAGAAAAACCAAACCACAACAAAACCAACAGCUGAUAAGCCAGGCUUCAGUAUGUUUGUGGAUGAAACGCAGUUUCCCAAGUGGGACGAUUGAAAUAGUUCCGCAUCUGAUGAUAUCGUUCCUCUAAUAAUAAUUGCAUUGUUAUGUGUAAAAUUUUAAAGUUAUUUAUAUAUACAAUUCUAUAUCGUUUCCAUCAAGUGUACAUUUUAACAUAUUAUAUAUAUAAUUAUAAAAUUAAUAUUAAUAUUUAUGACUCAUUCUUAAAAAAAAAACUAAAACAAAAAACCAAAAAAAAAAAACAUUUAAUAAAUUCAGUUUACAAAUUUAUGAUAUUAUACAGAAAAUAUACAUAUAUAUAUUAUAUAUACAUACAUUAACAUUUUAAAUAUUUGCCCUUCCGUUUUUAUAAAUGUAAAUACUUCUAUGCGGGAGUUAUUCUAUAAGAAACAACAAAUUAUUGUUAAACUUGUAAACUAAUAUGACAAAAGAAAAACUACUUACAGAAAAAAGAUAUAUAAAACAACACAAAAUAUCUCCAGAUUUAUUCAAGCCAUAUCUUAAACUCAAGAGCUGAUUUUUGUUCUUACAUAUAUUUUAUAUUAUUGAUGAAACAAAUUUACAAUACUUAUUACUUAUUCGUUUUCGAUGUUCCGUUUAACGUAAUUACCACACAAAUUAAUUUAAGUUUCCAUUUUAUUUAUGAGGUAGAUAGAGAAUAUAAAAACAAAAAAAAAUAAAAAUAUAUUUUAACGAAUAAAAUAAUUUAAGUAAAGUAAAAAAAAACUCAAGCAAUUACAGCGUAUGCACACCGCAGAAUACAUAUACGACUAAAACAAAAACAAAAUAAGUUAGCAGGAGAAGCGCCGGCGGCGGCGGUAACGCGGUAUUGUGGCGGCGGCGUGGCGCGGCGCUGCAUGCGCUAACUAAAAAAUUUAUUUAUUUAUAUAAAAACAAAUUAUAUGUAAAUGUAAAUGAAAAAUAACUAAUGAAAGCCCACUGAAUUGCGUCUUACAAUUUCAGCCCUAUUAUACACUUUUACAAAUUAUUCAAUUCUUUUUUCUUUUUUUUGUUAAAAUUUUGCAUUUUAUAAAUAAAGUCUAUUUCAAAAUAUGUUUAAUAAAAAUUGAUUAUUGAAAAAAUAUAAAAAA